GAGUUAUCUAAUUUUGCUUGCGGAGCCGGAGAAAUGUGGAUGAAAAAAGGCUGAAAUAUGGCACCUUCCUUCAGUAAAUUCAUCUUUAGUCGUACCACAGCAGGUUCAGUUGUAGCAGGAUUCUUGAUUUAUAAUGCUGUGAAGUCUAGAAACAAACGCAUACUCCGGAAUAAGAGUGCUGCCAAUUUGCAAGCUGUUAUACAGAAAAAUGACAAAGAUAAAUCAAAGAAAGACCGAGCUGCUGUGGAUGGACAGUUCUUCAGACGGCUGUUUCGUAUUCUGCGUAUAAUUGUCCCUGGUUGGUUCAGCAAAGAGGCUGGGUACUUAGCUUUGGUAGCACUUUCUCUCAUAGCUCGGACAUACUGUGAUGUAUGGAUGAUACAGAAUGGAACAGCCAUUGAAAGUUCCAUCAUUGGGCGUGAUGUCAACUUGUUCAAGAAGCAUUUGUUUAACUUUAUCACAGCAAUGCCAGUGAUUUCUCUUGUCAACAACAUAUUGAAGUAUGGACUGAAUGAGCUGAAGCUGAGAUUCAGGACCCAGUUGACCAGUCAUCUUUACUCUCGCUACCUCAAGGGAUUCACCUACUACAAGAUGAGUAACUUGGACAACAGGAUAGCGAACGCAGACCAGCUCCUUACGCAAGACGUAGAGAAGUUCUGCAACAGUGUGGCUGAACUCUACUCAAACUUGAGCAAGCCUAUUUUAGAUAUUGUGAUCUACGUUAGAGAGUUGACCAACACAAUUGGCGCACAGGGUCCAGGGUUUAUGCUGCUUUAUCUUGCCUUCUCAGGUCUUGUUCUUACAAGAUUAAGGAGACCCGUAGGUAAGAUGACUGUACAGGAGCAGCAGUACGAGGGCGAGUUCAGAUUCGUCAAUUCUCGUCUCAUCACAAACAGCGAGGAGAUUGCCUUCUACCAGGGUAACAAACCUGAGCAGAGAACCAUCAACAAAACAUUCAAGAAACUGGUGGAUCAUCUACACAACUUUAUCUUCUUCAGAUUCUCCAUGGGUUUUGUGGAUAACAUCAUUGCAAAAUAUGUUGCUACUGUAGUAGGGUACAUGGUAGUGAGUCGUCCUUUCCUGAACCUGGCUCAUAAACCCUUCCUUUCCAUGUCACAUACACAGAUGAUGGAGCACUACUAUAGGGCCGGCAGAAUGCUGGUGCGUUUAGCUGAGGCUAUCGGUCGCAUGAUCCUAUCGGGGCGAGAAAUGACAAGACUUGCAGGGUUCACCCAGAGAGUGACUGAACUGAUGACUGUCCUAGAAGAUCUCAACCAAGGACGCUAUGAGAGAACAAUGGUCAGGGAAGAGAAAGAUUCAGACAGUGAAGAUGACAGAGAGCCAUUAGUACCGGGUAGUGGUCAGCUCAUACAUGCUGAUAACAUUAUCAAAUUUGAGCAGGUGCCGUUGGUGACCCCUAACGCUGACAUACUGGUCAGGGAGAUGACCUUUGAGGUACCCUCAGGGGACAAUGUCCUCGUCUGUGGACCCAAUGGAUGUGGAAAGAGCUCCCUCUUCAGGACACUUGGAGAACUUUGGCCAUUGUUUGGAGGCAAACUCACCAAGCCAGAAGGAAGGAAACUGUUCUAUGUGCCACAGAGGCCUUACAUGACGAUUGGCACAUUGCGUGAUCAGAUCAUCUACCCUGAUAUCAAAGAAGACAUGAUCAAGAAGGGAGUCACUGACAAAGAUAUUGAAGAGAUGAUAGAGAAGGUUCAGCUUGCUAAUCUCCUAGAGCGUGAAGGAUCAUGGGAUGCAGUCCAGGAUUGGAUGGAUGUACUGAGUGGAGGGGAGAAGCAAAGAGUAGCUAUGGCUAGAUUGUUCUACCAUAAGCCUCAGUUUGCUAUCCUAGACGAGUGCACCAGUGCUGUGUCUGUGGAUGUAGAGGGGUAUAUCUACACACAUGCAAGGGAAGUGGGCAUCACACUCUUCACCGUAUCACACAGGAGGUCUCUAUGGAAAUAUCACGAGUACUAUCUGAUGUUCGAUGGACGCGGUUCGUACGAAUUCAAGAAAAUAGAUCAGGACACGGUGGAAUUUGGAUCAUGAGUGAAGCACAAUUGAAGAUACCAUCUAUAUGAUUAUAUUAUAAUUUUGUAUGUUCUUUUUACGUCGUUGAUGUCCGACGUGUUUGAUCCUCUCAUUUGAUUUGAAGAGAUGUAAUUUGAUACAAGAUCAAAUCAUACCAACACAAAGACCAUGAACAAUUUCAUUUGAUUUAUCUCAAAAUGAUUUGUGGGAGUUUAUUUUUGAAGAUUGUCAAAGCGUACAUGUAAUCAGAGCUGCCAACCAUUCUGUUUUUGCCGGAAUUACUCUGUUUUUUCCUCCAAAUUUUCUUCAUAAAA
Messenger RNA from Strongylocentrotus purpuratus (purple sea urchin), 2345 nucleotides. RefSeq names its product ATP-binding cassette sub-family D member 3. Bases 58 to 2049 code for a protein of 663 amino acids. The transcript is spliced from 22 exons. Gene Ontology annotation, cellular component: peroxisome; peroxisomal membrane. Gene Ontology annotation, molecular function: long-chain fatty acid transmembrane transporter activity; ABC-type transporter activity; ATP binding. The record is from RefSeq and is a predicted model, not a curated record. Lineage: Eukaryota; Metazoa; Echinodermata; Echinoidea; Camarodonta; Strongylocentrotidae. Gene Ontology annotation, biological process: fatty acid beta-oxidation; peroxisome organization; long-chain fatty acid import into peroxisome.